Taeniopygia guttata (zebra finch) is the source of this 7133-nucleotide messenger RNA. RefSeq names its product cell migration inducing hyaluronidase 1 (gene CEMIP). Lineage: Eukaryota; Metazoa; Chordata; Aves; Passeriformes; Estrildidae. The record is from RefSeq and is a predicted model, not a curated record.
GGGAGCUGCCUGCGCCUGCCUGCCCCUGCCCUGCCUGUCCCGCCCGAGCGGCAGCUCCGGGAGGCUGCGGGCAGAGCCCACGGUCGGCGCUGUGGGGACAGCUACCCAUACAGAGUAUUGAAAAUCCUGAAGAAUGGCUCUACCUACCUCCAAGUAUCUCUCUGGAAGUUUGGGGUUUUUUCUGUUUGUAGUCUCUUCAGUAAGCACAGCAGAAGCGGCUGUCACAUGUCCUGACAGAGAGCCCGAGUUGGAAAUCUGGAACCCAGGUCACAACGAAGAAAACCGCGUUGAAAUCCGCAGCGGCAGGAAGCUGCUCCUCUCUUCUUCUGCCACUGUCCACUCCAUCCACAUCACUGAUGGAGGAAAACUGGUCAUCAAAGAUGAUGUGCAGCCCAUCAUCCUGCGUACAAGACACAUACUCAUUGAAAAUGAUGGAGAGCUACACAUUGGCAGUGAGCUGUGCCCUUACCAAGGCAAUGUGGUUAUCAUCUUAUAUGGGCGAGCGGAUGACGGCAGCCAGCCAGAUCCUUACUUUGGACAGAAGUACCUUGGAGUCAGCAAAGGCGGCACUCUUGAGAUCCAUGGAAAGAAAAAGCUGUCCUGGACUUUCUUAAACAAGACUCUUCAUCCUGGUGGCAUGGAAGAAGGUGGAUAUUACUUCGAAAGGAGCUGGGGCCACCGGGGUGUCAUUGUCCACGUUAUUGACCCAAAGACAGGGGCAGUUGUCCACUCAGACCGGUUUGAUACCUACAGAGCAAAAGAGGAAAGCGUCCGCCUGGCUCAGUAUCUGGGUAGAGUUGCAAAUGGCAUGAUCCUGUCGGUCGCAGUGAAUGAUGAAGGAUCCAGAAACUUGGAUGACUUGGCCAGGAAAGCAAUGACCAAACUGGGCAGCAAGCAUUUCCUCCACCUUGGGUUUAGGCACCCAUGGAGUUUUAUUACCAUUAAAGGAAAUCCCUCCUCUUCUGUUGAAGACCACAUUGAAUAUCAAGGUCACAGAGGGUCAGCUGUGGCCAAAGUAUUCAAACUAUUCAAAGCUGAGAAUGGAGAACAUUUUAACGUCUCUUCAACGAGCGAGUGGGUUCAAGAUGUAGAAUGGACAGAGUGGUUUGAGAAGCCUGACAAAGCGAGAUCUAAGGAUAUGGAGAAGCUGUCUGACUUCAAAGCUGCUCAUCCUGACAAGAUCUGCAGGCAGCCCAUUGACAUCCAGGCAAGGACGCUUGAUGGAGCGGAUUUAAGCACUGAGGUUUUCUACAAGGGCGGCCACGAUUACCAAUUCCUGUGCCACGGCAAGGACCAGACGGGCGAGGGCUGCCACAACUACCGAGUGAGGUUCCUGUGUGGCAAAUCUGUGAAACCGAAGCUCACGGUAACCGUUGACACCAACGUGAACAGCACGAUCCUGAACCUGGUGGAUGACGUGAGCUCGUGGAGCCCUGGGGACAGGCUGGUGGUGGCGAGCACUGACUACUCCAUGUACCAGGCAGAAGAGUUCCAAGUGCUGCCCUGCAGAACCUGCAGACCCACCCAGGUCAAGGUAGCAGGGAAGGCCACGUACCUGCACGUCGGCGAGGUCGUCGACGGCGUCGACAUGCGGGCGGAGGUGGGGCUGCUGAGCCACAACGUCGUGGUGAUGGGCGAGAUGGAGCAGCAGUGCUACGAGUACAGCAGCAAGUUGUGCUCCUUCUUUGAUUUCGACACCUUUGGGGGACACAUCAAGAUUGGUCUCGAUUUCAAGGCUACCCACAUUGAAGGUCUGGAACUGAAAUACAUGGGCCAGCAGACAAUGGGGCAUUACCCAAUUCAUUUCCAUAUGGCUGGAGAUGUGGAUGAGAAAGGAGGCUACAACCCUCCUACGUAUGUGAAGGACACCUCCAUCCACAACACCUUCUCCCGCUGCGUCACAGUCCAUGGUUCCAACGGUUUACUGGUGAAGGACGUGGUGGGUUAUGAUGCUCUGGGCCAUUGUUUUUUUACGGAGGAUGGGCCAGAAGAGCGGAACACAUUUGACCACUGCCUUGGGCUGCUGGUGAAGCCCAGCACUCUGCUCCCGUCCGACCGCGACAGCAGGAUGUGCAAGCUGAUCACAGAGGGAGCCUACCCGGGCUACAUCCCUAAGCCCAGGCAGGACUGCAGUGCUGUAUCCACCUUCUGGAUAGCCAACCCACACAACAACCUUAUAAACUGUGCAGCUGCUGGAUCUGAAGAAACAGGGUUUUGGUUUGUCCUGCACCACGUGCCCACAGGCCCCUCGGCAGGGAUGUAUUCCCCCGGCUACUCGGAGCACAUGCCGAUGGGGAAGUUCUCCAACAACCGCGCGCAUUCCAACUACCGGGCUGGAAUGAUCAUUGAUAAUGGCGUUAAAACCACCCCAGCCUCUGCCAAGGACAAAAGACCUAUCCUGACACUGAUUUCUGGGAGGUACAGCCCGCACAAGGAUGCUGAUCCUUUGAAGCCCAGGGAACCUGCAAUAAUUGAGGGCUUUAUCGCCUACAAGAAUCAGGAUCACGGGGCCUGGCUGCGAGGUGGAGAUGUGUGGCUGGACAACUGCCAGUUUGCAGACAAUGGCAUUGGGCUGACCUUGGCGAGCGGUGGGACCUUCCCUCACGAUGACGGCUCCAAGCAGGAAAUCAAGAACAGCCUGUUUGUCGGUGAGAGUGGAAACCUGGGCACUGAGAUGAUGGACAAUGAGAUCUGGGGGCCUGGAGGUCUGGAUCACCGGGGAAGGACCCUGCCCAUCGGCCCGGAUUUUCCCAUCCGAGGGAUCCAGUUCUACGAUGGGCCCAUCAACGUCCAGAACUGCACGUUCCGCAAGUUCGCGGCGCUGGACGGGCGGCACACGAGUGCCCUCGCCUUCCGCCUCAACAACGCCUGGCAGAGCUGCCCCAACAACAACGUCACCGCCAUCCGCUUCCAAGAUGUCCCCAUUACUUCAAGAGUCUUCUUUGGAGAACCUGGCCCGUGGUUCAAUGAUCUGGAUAUGGAUGGUGACAAAACAUCAGUUUUUCAUGAUGUGGAUGGUUCUGUGUCAGAAUAUCCAGGCUCAUACCUGAUCAAAGAGGAUAACUGGUUGAUCAAGCACCCUGACUGCAUUGAUGUACCUGACUGGAGAGGCUCCAUCUGCAGCGGGCACUUUGCACAGAUAUACAUCCAAGCCUACAAGCCAGCCAACCUUAAAAUGAAAAUAAUAAAAAAUGACUACCACAAUCACCCGCUCUACUUGGAAGGGGCUUUGAGCAAAAGCACUCAUUACCAGCAGUAUCAGCCAGUUAUAACUCUGAGGAAAGGCUACACCAUCCACUGGGACAAGACAGCCCCUGAAGAGCUGGCCAUAUGGCUCAUCAACUUCAACAAGAAUGACUGGAUCCAAGUAGGGUUUUGCUAUCCUAAGGGGACGACAUUUUCCAUUCUCUCAGACAUCCACAACCGUCUCUUGAAGAAAACAUACAAAACUGGGACCUUCUACAGAACCUCCCAAAUGGAGAAACUGGAGCACAGAUACCCUACCAAAGGGUACUACUACUGGGAUGAGGACACUGGGCUGCUCUUUCUGAAACUCAAAGCUCAAAAUGAGAAGGAGAGGUUUGCUUUCUGCUCUGUAAAGGGCUGUGAGAGAAUAAGAAUCAAAGCUGUGAUCCCAAAGACAGCUGGUGUCAGCGACUGUGAAGCCACAGCCUACCCCAAGUACAUUGAGACGCCAAUAGUGGAAGUGCCAAUGCCAAAGAAACUCUCCAGUGCACAACUGCAGAAGACCAAGGACCACCUAAUUGAAGUGAAAAUAGAAACUUACAAGAAACAGUACUUCCACCUGAAGGAUGACUUUGCAUACAUUGAGGUUGAUGGUGUCAGAUUUUUCCUCACUGAAGAGGGUAUCCAGCUGGUUGUGAUUGAUGGACAUCAUGGAAAAGUUGUUGAUCGAGUUACAUUCAAAAACUCCAUUCUACAAGGAAUCCCAGCACAGAUAGAGAAUUAUGUCAACAACAUCAAAGAUCACUCCAUAGUGCUGCUGACAUCUAAAGGAAGAUUCAUUUCAAGAGGACCAUGGACUAAAGUACUGGAGAAGCUUGGAGCAGGAGAGGGUUUUAGGUUAAAAGAAAAAGUGGCUUUUGUUGGCUUCAAAGGCAGCUUCCGCCCCGUCUGGGUGAAGCUGGUCACUAACGAGGACUCGGCUAAAAUCUACCAAGCACUGCCAAUCCCUGUGGUGAAGAAAAUGAAGUUGUGAGGACACCCUGCUGUGCCUGCUGGCCGCCAGCCCUGCCCCGUGGGACGGACGGACGGACGGACGGAUGGAUGGAUGGACGGACUGCUGACCGCUCUGCGCAGGCCUCGCCUGCCUGUGCCACCAGUGUAGCAUUUUGUUGUUGUUGCUGUUGAAAAAGUAAUGUCAGUGUAGCAGCUCAGUGGCCCCGUGUGCCAGCAGAGCCCUCCCGUGCCCAGCGCGUGUUCGGGCUGCGGCCGGGCCGGCUCAGGGCUGGGGACUGAGCCAGGCCGAGCUGCUUCUCCAGGAGCUGCUUCUGCUCCUGGGACAGACUGGUGGUACUGCUGCCUCCUGAAGGGCAGUUCUUGGUCCGAAGACCAUCAAGGAUUGUUGCAUCCACCAUCCUCUAAGUUGACUUUUCCUUUUCCAUAGUGUAAGUAGCUGCUCACGUAGACAUGGAAUGCCAGUUCAAAGACUGGUUGACAGUCGGGUGUAGAAAGAGUGGAUUUGAGUGAUUACCUGGAUGCUGGGAAGUGUAACUGGACAGUAAGCAUUUUCCCUAAAGCUUCUGUGAGGUCUGAUCAAGCUCUUUGGGGUGUGUGUUGUACAUGCAGCCCAUGGCACAUAGUUGGGGAAGAAAUGACAGAAGUGGACAAAACAUGCCAGCAGAGACUGAUGGAACCACCUAUUCCUGCUUCCUCAGAAAACUGUGUUUUUCCUAUGGAUCACGGAGUUUUAAUAGUGGCUGUGCAAACAGGAAAUUUUCCUUCAACAAGCAGCUGCAGGCUAGAAGGAGAGCAAUGUCAAUUAGCACAUCUAUUUUCUCAGCCUUCCCAAUUCAGCCUUUCCCUCUGUAUAACAACCUGCAGGAUCAAUUUAUGGUUGCCAGAUAAUUCCAUCCCAAUUCAAAGCUUCCGAUUUUUGACCAGGAAUACUGGGACUUACCUUAUUCAGCAUCAAAUAGGGUGAGCUGCCCUUGCCUUUCCCAGGACAUCAGAGGGAACAGGAUGAGACUGCUCUGCUGUGUGUUGCUUUUUGAUCCUGUCUUCAGGCUUAAGAUAGUAUGUCUUGGUCCUCCUGUGAGCGUUCCAUGAGACCUGGAUGAGGUCUUGCCAGGUAGCUGAAGAAUUAAAGUGAGAGUCCCAAUGCACUUAUUGGAUGUCUUGUACCUCCUUUCCCCCUGCUUCAGACAAAGACCUGGGUGAUGAUGGCAGGGCAGAGUGAGUCAGGACUUUACAGGGGCAUCUCUUGAAGCUGGGAUGUUAACAUUAUCUUGUAAAACACUGAAAGCAUUUCUAGCAUUCAGUGGUAUUUCUGUCAGUUGCUCCAAAGUACCGCACACAUGUUUCUGGAGGCUGUGGCUAUUCUAAGAAAUCUAAGGGCAGGGGGGAAGUGUGAAAGACAUCAUGAAAAUCUUUUUAAAAAUGUCAGUCUUGCCAGUAAGACUUGGGUUUAUUUCCCCACUUUAUGUCUGUGUGCCCCCCAUGCCACAUAAAUUAUUUCAAUUGCUGAUGGCUACUUUUUUUAUGUAAUUAAGUUUUUUUUUCCCCCACAGUAUCAAAAAUGUUACCUUGAAGUUAGACUAAAAAGCAAGUUUGUCAUUCCAAAGGCUGUGCAGAUACUGGUUUAGAUCAGUUGCUCUGAAUGUCAAAGCAAGCAUGAACAGAAUUUAGAUAUACUGUAGGUUACAUUCCACUCAAGCCUCUCCUGGGUUUUUAAACUGGAAAUGUUCUUUUCAGACUUACUACAAAAUUGUUUUGAAUUCACUGAAUGUCAUGUGUAUUGUAUUUAACAAAAAAAAAAAAAAAAAAAAAAAAAAAAAAAAAAAAAAAAAAAGGAAGAGCCAAACGUUCCUUCCCAGCUUCCCAACAAGAGUCUGCUUAUGAAUUCUCCUUAGGCAUUUGUGCCAUUUGCAGAGUGAAUGGGCAACAUUUGUAAAAGGCAAAUAAGAUGGGUUGUUUAUUCCUCAAAAUUGUUAUGAUAGUUUGGGGAUUUCAAAAAUUAUUCCAUGAAAGAGUCAGUCUCACAACCAUGAUCAUCCAAAAAGUUUAUCUGAUGUCCUGUGAUGGCCAAAACAGUGCCAGAUCCAUGAAGUCAAGGGAAGAGAGUAACAGGAAUUCCCCUGGGUCUGUCAGCUUGGGUUGUUGAAACCUUUUCCCUGCCCUGAGCCAGUGCUGUUGGUUGCAGCAGUUUUGUUGAACACAUUUGAUUCCAGGAGAUGGACAAAGCAGGAGCAUUUCCUUCAUGAGCACUUAGAUGGUGGGCAGGAAAGCAGGCAGGGAUGUGCCUGGAGUGGGAUUUGGCUCUGUACAAGCCUCAGUGCCAGGGUUGUCCCUUCAGUGCUCCACUGGCCACAGCCAUUUCCAUUCUCCUGCUCCAAAUGUAUAAACGCCCUCUCUGUAAGGUUUUAUUCCUGCAGAUGUUUCCAGGUUUGCCUACACAGUUGCCAUUGGUGGAGUGGGGUUUUUUUGGUUGCAUUUUGUUUGUCUCUUUGUUUGUUUGGAUGUUUGGGUUUUGUUGCCUCUGUUCAAUUGCUUGUUUUACCUGUCGCCGAAACAGCUGGUCUUUUUUCGGAGUUAGAUGUUUGUACAUUUUCUUAGAGACUUUCCAAUGAAAAAAAAGAUAUAUUUUCUAUUAAUUUAUUACAAUGGCACUAAGACAACUAAAUUGCAGACUUAUGAAGCAUUUUUACUGGAGUUGAGCAUUGUCCAGUUUGUUAAGGAGGUUGGCAAUGUGUCUUUUCUGAUAAUCUGCUUUGCACUUGAAAGCUCUCUAUGUCCACAGACCAUGGUGGUGCAUUGACUGUCGGGUUUAUGAUGACAAGAGCUCUUGGGACGUUGUUUCCAAAAGAUUGUGGCUUACAACUGAAAUAACACGUAGUUGUUUGGAGUACACAAUGUUUAUCAAAAUAAAUAUUCAGUGCAAAUUUCUUAUUUUA